AUGUCAGAAGAGUUCUGGGAGACCCUCAUCCGCCAGCCCCAAGGAGUACGCCAAGGUGAACCCUUAUUGAUGGACAUGGAAACCAUCGAGAUAGUCGUUUCGGAUCAUUUGCAAACUCUCACGUCACUGCACGACACCCUUGGUAAUUUACGCCUGAACAUGCAAGACAAGAAGGACCAGGAGACCUUGGCGUUCGAGACUUACGUUCGUUCCACCCUUAGUAAGCUGGAUCAGCUCACACUGGAAGUGAAAACCAGCGUAGUCGACUCCUCCCAUAGUAAGCAAAGUAAGCCAAACCCGGAACAUAACAGCGACGGUGAGCGCGAGGGAAUCCAAAGGAUUCAAGAAGGAAAUGGCAUCAUCGAAAGAAAGGCACAUUUCAUGGCAGUUAUAGAGGAGGCGGCGGAGGAAGGAGAUGGAGAACCCGAAGAUGCGAAAGAAGACUUGAUGGACGAUGCUCCCAACGAUUUGCCGAACGAAGACGAUGAAGAAAUGAUUGUGUCGCGAAUUCAGCAAGAAAUCAGGAACACGGAACAAGCUAUUCUCGAUUUCGAUAGGAUGUUGCGUCAACUAGAAGAAGAACGCAAGUGCCCCCCUCGACGAUACGAUCAGGGAUACAUUAACAAAGCUCAUGAACGUUUCAUGAGAAGUGUUUUCUGCGAAGCAGUCGGAUAUCAUUACUCUGACUCCUGCACGGUGGUCUGCGACGUAGCGAGUAGAAGCCAGCUCAUUGAAAGCAACAAUAGAUGCGAGCAAUGUCUCGAAGCAAUUUGCUCCCGAGGACUAAGAAGAACCUUACUAUUUGCUUCUACUGUCGUACUCGAGCCCACUAUAGCGCACUCUGCAAAUUGCCGGACUACAGUGAAAGCAUCUCGCUCACGGAAAGCGAAUGCACACGAAGCAAGGAGAAGAAGCUUUGCAAAACUGUGUCGCUUACGAGAGGAACUGGAUCUUCGAACCGCUCUUGAUUCAGGCUAUCCCCUCCGUAAAAGCCGUGCGCCCUUACCUAGUCGUUGGAUUGGAAACACACUACGUUGGGGAACCUCUCCCUACCAAAACCACAGCCUGCACCCUCCACCUUUUAUUAGCGAAGUCAUUCCGAGGCCGAGAGUAUCGCAUCUCCGAUGCGAUUGGAACUAA
This is a messenger RNA of Cooperia oncophora, 1140 nucleotides long. NCBI's taxonomy places the organism in Eukaryota, Metazoa, Nematoda, Chromadorea, Rhabditida, Trichostrongylidae. The record is from the annotation of a GenBank genome assembly.